Camponotus floridanus (Florida carpenter ant) is the source of this 1407-nucleotide messenger RNA. It is a transcript of the gene ATPsyngamma, whose product is annotated as ATP synthase subunit gamma, mitochondrial. Gene Ontology annotation, molecular function: proton-transporting ATP synthase activity, rotational mechanism. The record is from RefSeq and is a predicted model, not a curated record. NCBI's taxonomy places the organism in Eukaryota, Metazoa, Arthropoda, Insecta, Hymenoptera, Formicidae. The coding region runs from base 257 to 1156 and encodes 299 amino acids. Gene Ontology annotation, biological process: proton motive force-driven ATP synthesis. The transcript has 3 exons.
UUAAGAUCGCGUUACGUGUGCACGGAUCUCCUUCGUGGAUUUCCGAAUACGAGAGCGAGGAUCUUUUUGUGAUUUCGUGGGAAUUAUUUUCAGAAUUGGCUGGUGAGUCGAUUUGCUGUAUCGCUCCAAGCUAUCCCCGAAAUAUUUAUGUCACGUAUUCGAUCUGAUAUUCUGUGAGAAUAAGCUGAGGAAUUAAUUCGCAUGCACAUUUCCUGAUCAGCCCUCCCUGCUAUUAUGAAUCCAAUAUCCAACAACAAUGUUCAACAACCGUCUGCCAACAAUCCUGCGGUUGGCUGCACAGGAUCAGCAAUGGAGCCAACAACAGAGAGGAAUGGCCACUCUCAAAGCUAUCUCCAUACGUUUGAAGUCUGUCAAGAAUAUUCAAAAGAUCACGCAAUCCAUGAAGAUGGUGUCAGCGGCCAAAUACAAUCGUGCAGAGCGCGAUUUAAAGCAGGCUCGUCCUCUUGGCAUUGGCACAAAAACAUUUUACGAGCAGGCUGAGAUCCAAGCACCACCAGAGGAGCCAAAAAAGCUCGUCAUUGCUGUGACCAGUGAUCGUGGUCUAUGCGGCGCAGUACACACUGGAGUAUCCCGUAACAUUCGCGAUAAAUUGUUGGCCGAUCCCAAGGAACGCGAGAACACAAAAAUCAUAUGCAUCGGUGAAAAAUCCCGGGCGAUCCUCCAGCGAUUGUUUGCGAACAAUAUACUCUUUGUCGCAUCCGAAGUCGGCCGUAAGCCACCGACUUUCAAUGAUGCAGCCAAAGUAGCCAUAGAAAUAAUGAACAGCGGUUAUUCCUUUGGUUCUGGACGUAUAGUAUACAACAAAUUUAAAUCAGUGGUGUCAUAUGCAAUUGAUGAUCUGCCACUGUUCGAUAAAAGCGCAGUGGUUACCGCACCGAAGCUAUCGGUGUACGACUCGCUUGACGAGGAGGUGAUACAGAGCUAUUUAGAAUUCUCGCUCGCCUCAUUGCUGUUUUAUUCGAUGAAAGAAGGUGCUUGCAGCGAACAAUCCAGCCGUAUGACAGCGAUGGACAAUGCCAGCAAGAAUGCCGGCGAGAUGAUUGACAAACUCACUCUCACUUUCAAUCGCACUCGACAAGCUGUGAUCACUAGAGAAUUGAUUGAAAUUAUUUCCGGUGCCGCAGCUCUGGAUUAAGAAUAUCCUGGAGGAUAAUUAUAGUUUCUCAAUUUCGUGCGGGUAAAUAAAAUGAGGAUGUAUCAUUGGAAAAAGAAGAAAAACGAGAGUAAAGAAAUGUAUAUUAUGCUGCCGAAAGAUGAAAUUUUCGAUCGACUUGGACGGUGUUCGAUUAUACAUAGAGUUAUUUCAUGAACAUCACGAACUUUACACACUUAACGCUAUUUAUAUGUCCAAGCUGUUCAAUAAAUCGAUCGAAUUAGAAAACCGCA